Sclerotinia borealis F-4128 is the source of this 468-nucleotide messenger RNA. The record is from the annotation of a GenBank genome assembly. NCBI's taxonomy places the organism in Eukaryota, Fungi, Ascomycota, Leotiomycetes, Helotiales, Sclerotiniaceae.
AUGCGUACUUACGAAGAUUCCUUCUCCGGAGCCAAGAUCUACCCUGGAAAGGGCAAGCUCUACAUCCGUGGAGACUCCAAGAUCUUCCGUUUCCAAAACGGUAAAUCCGAAUCGUUGUUUUUGCAACGCAAGAACCCUCGCCGAAUUGCAUGGACCGUUCUCUUCAGAAGACAACACAAGAAGGGUAUCUCCGAGGAAGUUGCCAAGAAGCGCUCCCGCAGAACCGUCAAGUCCCAAAGAGCUAUCGUCGGUGCCUCCCUCGAUGUCAUCAAGGAGCGAAGAAACCAGAGACCUGAAGCUAGAUCCGCUGCUCGUGAUUCCGCCAUCAAGGCAGCCAAGGAGAAGCGUGCCGCAGAGCAAGCCGCCAAGAAGGCCACCAAGGCAAAGACCAAUGUUUCCACCCAAUCGAAAGUCAGCAAGCAAGGCUCGAAGGGUAAGGCACCAAAGCCAAUGAACACCAGCCGUUAA